UCCUCGUGCCGGGAUGCGGCCUGAGGCCUCCUCUGUUUCUUCUCCCAGGCAUCCCAACAUCUUGCGUCUCUACAACUAUUUCUAUGACCGCCGAAGAAUCUACUUGAUUCUGGAGUACGCCCCCCGCGGGGAGCUCUACAAGGAGCUGCAGAAGAGUCGCACUUUUGACGAGCAGCGAACAGCCACGAUCAUGGAGGAACUGGCAGAUGCGUUGAUGUACUGCCACGCGAAGAAGGUGAUUCACAGAGACAUAAAGCCAGAGAAUCUGCUCUUGGGGCUCCAGGGAGAGCUGAAGAUUGCGGACUUUGGCUGGUCUGUGCACGCGCCCUCCCUGAGGAGGAAGACGAUGUGCGGCACCCUGGACUACCUGCCGCCAGAGAUGAUUGAGGGGCGCAUGCACAACGAGAAAGUGGAUCUGUGGUGCAUUGGCGUACUCUGCUACGAGCUGCUGGUGGGAAACCCCCCCUUUGAGAGUGCUUCACACAAUGAAACUUACCGGCGCAUCGUCAAGGUGGACCUGAAGUUCCCCUCUUCUGUGCCCAUGGGAGCCCAGGACCUCAUCUCCAAGCUGCUGAAACAUAACCCCUCAGACCGACUACCCCUGGCUCAGGUCUCAGCCCACCCCUGGGUCCGGGCCCACUCUCGGAGGGUGCUGCCACCCUCGGCCCUUCAGUCUGUCGCCUGAGGCGUUCCUGUCAUUUACUCAUUUGUGUCUGUAUUUGUAUGUCUGUAUAUGUGUA
Messenger RNA from Pteronotus mesoamericanus, 740 nucleotides. It is a transcript of the gene AURKB, whose product is annotated as aurora kinase B. Lineage: Eukaryota; Metazoa; Chordata; Mammalia; Chiroptera; Mormoopidae. The record is from RefSeq and is a predicted model, not a curated record. Gene Ontology annotation, biological process: regulation of cytokinesis; mitotic spindle organization; protein phosphorylation. Gene Ontology annotation, cellular component: spindle microtubule; spindle pole centrosome; chromosome passenger complex. Gene Ontology annotation, molecular function: ATP binding; protein kinase activity. Bases 14 to 685 code for a protein of 223 amino acids. The transcript has 4 exons.